AUGGAUUUUUGCAUGAAUCUUGCUGGUGAAAUCAUUAUGAAGGAAAUCAAUGAAAACCCUAACGAAAACUUCGUGAAGUCUCCACUGUCAUUGAACUGUUUGUUUAAUAUGGUGGCUUCUGGGGCGAAGGGACGUACUUUGGAGCAAUUGCUAGAGUUUCUUGAAUCCGAAAGCAUUGCUGAUAUCAAUGCCAAAUCUUCACGGAUGAUUGGUCUAGCGAGAAUGGAUGGAGAAUCCAACAAGAAAGGAAAACCAUUCUUUCCUAAUGAAGGUAUCCAGUUUGGUAAGUCUCCAAAAACAUUGGAAUCUGCAAGAGAUUCCAGCAAUAACCGGCUUUUCAGUGAUCAGUUCCCUGGGACUUCGGGAAUGAUGUCUCCAGCACAAACGAACAGAAAAUCAAGUUUCACAUUUGAUAACAUAUGUGAUAACGUGCCUGGAAUGAUGCCUUCUGGACCAAUGAAUGAAGAAUAUUACAGAAGGAAGGAGGAGACUUCACGGAAGAGGUCUUCUAAAUCAAGGAAUGAAGAGCCCAGCAGAAAACGAAUGAGUCCUUUUGAAACUUCAAUUACUCGGGAUGAAGCCUUUUACCUCCUCAAUGGAACAACUGUAGAAGUUCCUUUCAUGAAAACCUACGAAGAAAGCCAUUAUUAUGCAUCGUUCGAAGAUUUCAAGAUUCUCAAAUUGCCAUAUGCUGGCCGUAAAGGUAACAAGCGAUUUUCUAUGUAUCUCUUGCUCCCUCACAAAAAUGAUGGACUGCAAGAACUUAUGCAAAAUUUCAAUUCUAAAUUGACGCUCUUACAAAAGAAUCUGCCACUUCGCGAAGUGGAACUUUCUAAGUUGUGGAUUCCAAAGUUUAAGUUCUCAUAUGGGUUUGAAGCUUCAGAGAUCUUGAAAAAAUUGGGAGUGACAUUGCCUUUCGAGUUUCUUGGGGAUUUUACGGAGAUUGUCGACUCUCCUCUUAGUGAGCUAGUUUACGUUUCAAAUAUAAUUCACAAAUCUUUUAUUCAUGUAAAUGAGGAAGGUAGGGAAGCUGCUGCUGCUUCUUUGCUUGAUCCUCCCUGUGGAUGUACAAAACCGGUUUAUCCCCCACCUCCACUUCCAUCUUCUGUCGCAGACCAUCCAUUCAUGUUCAUGAUCAAGGAAGAGGUAUCCGACACUGUUUUUCACUGGAACUGUUCUUGA
Messenger RNA from Dovyalis caffra, 1182 nucleotides. Lineage: Eukaryota; Viridiplantae; Streptophyta; Magnoliopsida; Malpighiales; Salicaceae. The record is from the annotation of a GenBank genome assembly.